AGAGGCAGGCGAGUUUCAACAGAUGGUUCUGGCUGCCUUGAUUCAGUCACAUCUGUUGUUUGAAUGAGGGCUCAGAGAGAGAGAGAGAGUGAGAGAGAGAGUUUGGGGAAUUGAAAUCAUAGAGGGACUUUUCCCUUUGCCUACUCAACUCUACCGUAUUUGUUUAUAUAUUUUUCUUUCUGUUACAAAAAAAAACCAAAGAAGCUGUGUAGUCAGUCUGUCAGCCAGAAAGCCAGCAGUCAAGCCUGGCAGGGGUGGUGGUGGUGGUGGUGUUGUGAACCCACAACUCCAGUCUGUCUUUACAGGAGGAAACCUGCUUUGUGUCAGACUCCAGAGGAUCAGUGCUCAAGAGCUGAUCUCUGCAGUAAAGCACCUCUCCAGCGGCUGUAACACCAAGUCAUUCAUUAUACGUGCAGAGCGACUGCUUGAUAGUUUGCAGAGCUGGGCACCAGGAGGAGAUCUCAUUGGCCCACCUGCCAGCUUUUUGAAAAUCUCAAAUCAGGGAUUAUUUAAAUGAGAAGGCAGGAGCAGUGUAACCACAUCAAACAGCCAGGCAUUCAUCACGGACACCCUUGAACCAGGAGCUUGAUAACAUCAGAAAGCGGAGAAAGGGAAUCUCUUGAGUUGCACCUGAGGAAGUGAGUCGAGCUCUUUGCAAGAUGGCAGCAUUGAGGCUGUCUUCAGUGCUGCUCCUUGUGCUGGGGGUCCUGUCUCUCAGCGACGGCUCGGUGCUCCUCUCAAACCAGCGUCAGAAAAGCCGGGCCCAGCGAGACCGCAGAAACAUCCGUCCCAACAUCAUCCUCGUCCUCACUGAUGACCAGGACACUGAACUGGGCUCCCUGCAAGCCAUGAACAAGACGCGACGCAUCAUGGAGCGGGGUGGCACCUUCUUCUCCAACGCCUUCGUCACCACGCCCAUGUGCUGCCCCUCCCGCUCCUCCAUGCUGACUGGGAAGUAUGUGCACAACCACAACACCUACACCAACAACGAGAACUGCUCCUCGCCCUCCUGGCAGGCCCAGCACGAGCCGCGCACGUUCGCAGUGCACCUCAACAGCACCGGCUACCGCACAGCCUUCUUCGGGAAGUACCUGAAUGAAUACAACGGCUCCUAUGUCCCGCCCGGAUGGAAGGAGUGGGUGGGCUUAGUGAAAAACUCCCGAUUUUACAACUACACCCUCUGCAGAAACGGCAAGAAAGAGAAACGUGGAAAUGAAUAUCCUAAGGACUAUCUGACUGACCUCAUCACCAAUGACAGUAUCAACUACUUCCGUAUGUCGAAGAAGAUGUAUCCCCACCGGCCCAUCAUGAUGUUGAUCAGCCACGCUGCCCCCCAUGGGCCGGAGGACUCUGCCCCACAGUACGCCAACGCUUUCCCCAACGCCUCCCAGCACAUCACGCCGAGCUACAAUUACGCCCCCAACCCUGACAAGCACUGGAUUAUGAGGUACACGGGGCCCAUGAAGCCCAUCCACAUGGAGUUUACCAACAUGCUGCAGAGGAAGCGCCUGCAGACACUGCUGUCCGUCGAUGACUCCAUGGAAAAGAUCUAUAAUAUGCUGGUUGACACGGGUGAACUGGACAAUACAUACGUGAUUUACACAGCGGAUCAUGGGUACCACAUCGGGCAGUUUGGGCUGGUUAAGGGGAAAUCGAUGCCUUACGAGUUCGACAUCAGAGUGCCCUUUUAUAUACGAGGACCCAAUGUGGAGGCUGGCAACAUCAAUCCUCACAUGGUACUGAACAUUGACCUGGCUCCCACCAUCAUGGACAUUGCUGGACUGGACAUUCCAGCGGACAUGGAUGGCAAGUCAAUCCUGAAGUUGCUGGACACAGAGCGGCCAGUAAACAGGUUCCAGUUUAACAAGAAGGGAAAGGUCUGGAGAGACUCGUUCCUUGUGGAAAGAGGUAAGCUGCUGCACAAGCGGGAUGAUGGGACAGCCACCGCCCAAGAGGAGAAUUUCCUCCCCAAGUAUCAGCGUGUGAAGGACCUGUGCCAGCGUGCAGAGUACCAGACACCCUGCGAGCAGCUGGGGCAGAAGUGGCAAUGCAUAGAGGAUGCUAUGGGCAAACUGAGGCUUCACAAGUGCAAGCGGGUGGCCAGCCUGACAGUCGCCGGGAAGCUGGGCAUGGCCAACAUGAAGUCUCAGCUCUACAGGAGGAAUUCUGGGGACUGUGAUUGUGAUAUCACUGACUUCCAAAUGAGUCCGGUGAAGAGGAAGAAGCUCUUUAGCAAGAAGAAGAUGAAGACAAACAAGAACUACGCUCGGAACCGCUCGUCGCGCGCCGUGUCAGUGGAGCUCAACGGGGAGCUGUACAGCGUGGACCUGGAGGAUGGCUACCAGCCCGUCAUGCCGAGAAAUAGCAGCAAGCGACUGUCCGAGGGGGGAAGGGAGGAGGAAAUGGAGGAUGAGGGGUUCAGCGGCACGGGCAGUCUCACCAGCCACAGCAUCCCCAACAAGUUCUUGAUGCCCUCGUCCAUCAAGGUCACUCACAGGUGCUACAUUCUAGCCAAUGAUACGGUGAAGUGUGACACUGACCUGUACAAGUCACUUACAGCAUGGAAGGAUCACAAACUUCAUAUUGAUCAUGAGAUUGAAACUCUACAAACCAAGAUAAAGAACCUGCGAGAGGUGAGAGGUCACCUGAAGAGAGCCAGACCAGAGGAAUGCGACUGCAAUAAGUUCAGUUACCAGUCUAAGCACAAGAGGAAACUGAAGCAUAAAGGAGCCAACUUCCACCCUUUUAGGAAAGGGCAGGAGAAGGACAAGAAGCAGUGGCUGCAGAAAGAGCAGCGCAGGAAGAAGAAACUGCGCAAGCUGCUCAAGAGACUGAGGAACAACGACACCUGCAGCAUGCCGGGCCUCACCUGCUUCACACACGACAACCAGCACUGGCAGACUGCCCCCUUCUGGACAAUGGGUCCGUUCUGUGCCUGCACGAGUGCCAACAACAACACUUACUGGUGCAUGAGGACCAUCAACGAGACGCAUAACUUCCUGUUCUGCGAGUUUGCCACAGGAUUCCUGGAGUACUUCGAUCUCAACACUGACCCCUACCAGCUCAUUAACGCAGUGAACACGCUGGACCGGGAUGUGCUGAACUUGCUUCAUGUUCAGCUGAUGGAGCUGCGGAGCUGCAAGGGACACAAGCAAUGUAACCCCCGCACUCGGAACCUGGAGAUUGGAGAUAAAGAUGGGGGCAGUUUUGAUGAAUACAGGCAGUAUCAGCGUCGAAAGUGGCCAAAAAUGAAGAAACCCACCUCGAAAUCCCUAGGGCAGAUUUGGGAAGGAUGGGAAGGCUAAAGUCUUCGAGCACCUGGACUUCACCGGGGAGGCUAACUGGUUAGAACUUGAAACCUUGUACAGACUUGACAAGCACGCAUAUGAAUUGAAUUUUAAUGUUAGCCUGCGGGACUGGAUGGAUUUCGGGGCUGUUGUAGAUAGAAAGUUUGCAUUGCUGGGCAAUUUCAAUAGACAUAAUAGCAACCAGCACUUUGGUGUCUCCCUCGAGAGUGGAGGAAGGGACCAGGCGCUGAUGUCUACCAGUCCAUCUGCUUCUACGCUUUACCUUACCACCCUCGCCAUGCCUGCCCUGAUCCUCCAGGAAGCCACUGCUGAAGCUCAGAGAAGCCUUGGGGCUCCAGUGGGAUGAGAACAGCUCCGACUGGUUUGAGGCCUACACCUCUCAAGAUGAGCGAGAGGAGAGCCUGGAAGGGAACGAGGAACCCCAAAGCCAAACUGUCAGUUCAGAUGACUUGGACUGCAUUCCCUGCAACUGCAGCAACUUCAAUUGAGAUGAUUCGCAAGACUUCCUUAGCUGUACCGCCGCUCAAUUCAAGGGGAGGCUGUUCUUGAGGAAUAAAGACAAAAACAUUCUUUUCUCCAAUUUUUUGGUUACUUUUACAGGACACAUGGCACUAUCCCCCCCAUCCCCCAAUGCCUUUAAGGCCAAUAACUCCCCCAAAAUAAAUCUGUAAAGUUUGGAUAAAUCUUGCUAUGAUCAUACUGUUCUGCUUUUGAAAGUCCUAGCACAGCAGGGGUUAUUAAGGUUAUAACUAAUGAACUUGCCCAGGGCACUGUGCGCAUUGCUACUAAUGGAUUCUAAUCCUCAAUUUGUAAUACUUGCCCAGUGAUGAGUGAAGGUUUUGUAAUGGGUCUAUACUUUGAUCCAGCCACCUCUUAUUUUUUGCUUUUGAUUGUGGCUAAUCUCAGUUGUAGUGUUCUUGGCACUUGGUGUUGUUGAGGUCUUUGCUGUGGCAGUGUCUAGGGGGCUAAUUUAAUUAAAGCAAAUAGUAUUAGUUACAUUGUGCAGCACCUUUAAUACAAUAAAAGCAUCUGAAUGCACUUUACAAAGCUUCUGAAUUACAGGGACUGCAGCAUUCAUACAAACAGCUGUGAGGAAUGAACAGGUGCAGAUUACUUUCUUCUUCUAUUGUAUUUUAUGAUCAUUAUUGUUCUAUCCGUGCUAUUACCUUUCCUGGGAACUGUUCUCAGCGAGUAUUUUUCAGCAUGGUUACACUGGACAGUGGAAACACAACCAGGGUUGAGGUCAAAUCCUGUUUUUGUAUCCUAGGAAUAGGAAUUGACUCCCACCCUGCACUCUGCAUGUGAUCUCUCCUUGGCUGGAUUCAAACCAGGUUACAAAAUUGAUCCUCUAAUAGAACAGGCUGACACUACACAUCAGGGUGUUUCUACCAGUGUAGAACCUGGAACCUUUUCUGCUUCUUUAUUUCAAGGACUGUGCCAAACAUGCACUUUCAAAACAGGGCGCUGCCAGGGUCAAAGGGCAGCUAAACUUUCACAAAGCGGUGGGUUAAAAGACAACCUUGACGUUACUUAUUCCAGACCACGCGGCUGCCAGCAUACAAAAGAACAGCACAGGGUAGCUGCUUGAAGCGUUCAGUGGUGAU
This is a messenger RNA of Polyodon spathula (Mississippi paddlefish), 4912 nucleotides long. RefSeq names its product extracellular sulfatase Sulf-2-like. Gene Ontology annotation, molecular function: glycosaminoglycan binding; calcium ion binding; N-acetylglucosamine-6-sulfatase activity. NCBI's taxonomy places the organism in Eukaryota, Metazoa, Chordata, Actinopteri, Acipenseriformes, Polyodontidae. The coding region runs from base 660 to 3305 and encodes 881 amino acids. The transcript has 23 exons. Gene Ontology annotation, cellular component: cell surface; endoplasmic reticulum; Golgi apparatus. The record is from RefSeq and is a predicted model, not a curated record.